AUGGUGAAGUACGAAGUUCAAGUCCCUACUUAUAAGGCAUCUGCCGUUAGUCCUUCUGAACGUGAACGUAUUUUGGCUCGUCCUAUCCAAGAUACCCAAAACAUCCGUAAAAUAGUGGAGCCUAUUAUUGACGAUGUAAAAGCUCGUGGUGAGAAAGCUCUCAUUGAAUGCGCUGCCAAGUUUGAAAAGGCAGAAUUAAAGUCCGCUGUAAUGAAAGCUCCCUUUAAUGAGUCAAUGAUGAAGGUUGCUCCAAGAAUUCGAGAGGAUAUCGACAUCGCUUACAACAACAUCUAUGCUUUUCACUCUGCUCAAUUACGCCCCAACAUCUCAGUUGAAACCAUGCGUGGUGUUGUCUGCCAGAGAAUGUCUCGUCCUAUCGAGCGUGUUGGAUUAUAUAUUCCAGGUGGUACAGCUGUCUUGCCCUCAACUGCUUUGAUGUUGGGCGUUCCGGCCAAGGUUGCUGGUUGCCCUCAUAUCGUCAUCUCCACACCUGCUCGUAAGGAUGGCACUGUGGCUCCAGAGAUUGUCUAUAUUGCCCACAAACUUGGUGCCGAGGAAAUUAUUUUAGCAGGUGGUGCUCAAGCUGUAGCUGCUAUGGCUUAUGGUCUUCCCGGUAUUCCCAAGGUUAACAAGAUUUUCGGUCCCGGUAAUCAAUUCGUGACUGCAGCUAAAAUGCACGUUCAGAAUGAUUAUGGUGCUUUAGUUGCUAUCGACCUUCCUGCCGGUCCUUCUGAAGUAUUGGUCAUUGUUGAUGAAUCUUGCAAUGCCGAAAGCGUUGCUCUUGAUUUACUUUCGCAGGCAGAGCAUGGUAUGGAUAGUCAAAUUGUUUUGAUUGCAUUAGCACUUACGGAUGAGCAAUUUGAUGAAAUCGAGGCUGCCAUUAAUCAACAUGCCUUGCGUUUAUCUCGUUCUUCUAUUAUCCAACAUGCAAUUAAGAAGUCCGUCAUCAUCCGUACUGACUCUGCCGAUGAAGCAUUUGAAUGGUCCAACCUCUAUGGCCCAGAACAUCUUGUUCUUCACCUUAAGAAUGCUUCCUCUUAUCUUCCAAAAGUGUUUAACGCAGGUAGCGUUUUUGUUGGUCCCUGGUCUCCUGUUAGUAUGGGAGAUUAUGCUUCUGGCACAAACCACACAUUACCAACUUACGGAUAUGCUAGCUCCUAUUCUGGUGUAAACACAGACAGCUUUUUGAAAUACAUUACUACCCAAGAACUUAGUGAAGAGGGUAUUCAACGUCUGGGUCCUUCUGUUAUUCGACUUGCCGAAUUGGAAGGACUUACUGCUCACGCUGACGCAGUUCGCGUUCGUGGUGUAAAGCUUUAA
This is a messenger RNA of Schizosaccharomyces osmophilus, 1320 nucleotides long. RefSeq names its product histidinol dehydrogenase His2 (gene his2). Lineage: Eukaryota; Fungi; Ascomycota; Schizosaccharomycetes; Schizosaccharomycetales; Schizosaccharomycetaceae. The coding region runs from base 1 to 1320 and encodes 439 amino acids. The transcript has a single exon. Gene Ontology annotation, cellular component: cytoplasm. The record is from RefSeq and is a predicted model, not a curated record. Gene Ontology annotation, molecular function: histidinol dehydrogenase activity; NAD binding; metal ion binding. Gene Ontology annotation, biological process: L-histidine biosynthetic process.